Molecule: messenger RNA, 1455 nt
Organism: Manis javanica (Malayan pangolin)
Lineage: Eukaryota; Metazoa; Chordata; Mammalia; Pholidota; Manidae
Gene: PAQR9
Product: progestin and adipoQ receptor family member 9
Cellular component (GO): membrane
Molecular function (GO): signaling receptor activity
Source: RefSeq, a predicted model, not a curated record
UGCGCGCCCUAGCCAAGCCCCAGGAACUAUGCCGCGGCGCCUGCAGCCUCGGGGCGCGGGCACAAAGGGCCCGCCUGCCACGACCGCUUCGGAGGUCGCCUCGCGCUCCCACCCCCCCGCCUCCGGGGACCCACCAGUGUCGGUCAAGCCGCUGCUGCGCUGGGACGAGGUGCCCGACGACUUCGUGGAGUGCUUCAUCCUGUCGGGCUACCGGCGGCUGCCCUGCACCGCGCAGGAGUGCCUAGCCUCGGUGCUGAAGCCUACGAACGAGACGCUCAACUUCUGGACACACUUCAUCCCGCUGCUGCUGUUCCUGAGCAAGUUCUGCCGCCUGUUCUUUAUGAGCGGCCACGACGUGCCCUUCCACCACCCGUGGCUGCUGCCGCUGUGGUGCUAUGCAUCGGGCGUGCUGCUGACCUUCGCCAUGAGCUGCACGGCGCACGUGUUCAGCUGCCUAUCUCUGCGCCUGCGGGCCGCCUUCUUUUACCUGGACUACGCCUCCAUCAGCUACUACGGCUUCGGCAGCACGGUGGCCUACUAUUACUACCUGCUGCCGGGCCUGAGUUUGUUGGACGCCAGAGUGAUGACCCCGUACGUGCAGCAGCGCCUGGGCUGGCACGUGGACUGCACACGCCUCAUUGCCGCCUACCAGGCGCUGGUGCUGCCCGUGGCCUUCGUGCUGGCCGUGGCCUGCACUGUGGCCUGCUGCAAGAGCCGCACUGACUGGUGCUCUUACCCAUUCGCGCUGCGCACCUUUGUGUUUGUCAUGCCGCUCAGCAUGGCCUGCCCAAUCAUGCUCGAGAGCUGGCUCUUUGACCUGCGCGGGGAGAACCCCACGCUCUUUGUGCACUUUUACCGCCGCUAUUUCUGGCUGGUGGUGGCUGCCUUCUUCAAUGUGAGCAAGAUCCCCGAGCGCAUCCAGCCAGGCCUCUUCGACAUCAUCGGCCACAGCCACCAGCUCUUCCACAUCUUCACGUUCCUCAGCAUCUACGACCAGGUGUACUACGUGGAAGAGGGCCUGCGCCAGUUCCUCGAGGCGCCACCGGCCGCGCCCACCAUCUCAGGCACCGUGGGCUACAUGCUGCUGCUGCUGGUCUGCCUGGCGCUGGUCAUCAAGAGGUUUCUGAGCAGCUCCGAAUUCUGUAGUAAGAAGUGAGCCUCACCCUAGCCGGGGCUGUUGGUUCGCCCACACCUGUUUACUGGGUUUCUGUUGCUGCUGUUGGUUUGUCUUCAAGUUUUGCUGUGUUUCCUCGAGGAAGGUGCUGCAAAACCACAGGGAAAAAGUGCAGUGGGGCGUGGGGGUCUCAGUCCACCUGGAGCUCCAGAAGAGGGAGGUGGGUCAGGCAGGAGGGAGAGGGCCACUAGUUUUCGCCCCUGGGAAAUAUUUCGGUGGUGUCUGUGACAUCCGGGGAUUUUUUCAAAGGCGGAGAAUAAAAUCCCAAAUAAAACCCCGAA